Ictalurus punctatus (channel catfish) is the source of this 1159-nucleotide messenger RNA. It is a transcript of the gene cldn10a, whose product is annotated as claudin 10a. The coding region runs from base 161 to 865 and encodes 234 amino acids. The record is from RefSeq and is a predicted model, not a curated record. Gene Ontology annotation, biological process: bicellular tight junction assembly; cell adhesion. Gene Ontology annotation, cellular component: plasma membrane; bicellular tight junction. Gene Ontology annotation, molecular function: structural molecule activity. NCBI's taxonomy places the organism in Eukaryota, Metazoa, Chordata, Actinopteri, Siluriformes, Ictaluridae. The transcript has 5 exons.
CACAUCCUCCUGAAGCACAUACUAGAAACACUGCUAUCCUGACAUGUAGUGACCAUAGCCAACCCUGAGUACUGUUUCCUAUAAUAACUAUUGACUGGCAAUAUUGAAUCACUGAUUUCAAGUGAUUCGGCUUUGUUCAUAUUUGGACUCUGGGAAAACUAUGGGAAAGAUGGUUAUGGAGAUUGUUGCUUUGCUGCUUAGUAUAUCAGGCUGGGUUCUGAUCUCCUCCACACUGCCCACUGACUACUGGAAAGUGUCCUCUGUGGAUGGAACAGUCAUCACAACAGCAACCUUUUGGUCCAAUCUCUGGAAGACAUGUGUGACGGAUUCAACUGGAAUCUCCAACUGCAAGGACUUCCCUUCCAUGCUGGCUUUAGAUGCUUAUAUUCAGGUGUGUCGUGGGCUGAUGAUCUCUGGAGUGUGCCUGGGUUUCUUUGGGGCCAUUCUGGCCCUAGUGGGAAUGAAAUGCACAAAGAUAGGUGGCUCUGAGACUACCAAGGCCAGGAUUACCUGCCUCUCUGGACUACAUUUUAUCCUCAGUGGUGUCUGUUCAUUAGCAACAUGUUCACUAUAUGCUCACAGAAUAACCUCUGAGUUUUUCGACCCUUUAUUUGUGGCACAAAAGUUUGAGCUGGGGGCUGCACUGUUUAUUGGAUGGGCAGGAUCUGUCCUUUGCUUUUUGGGGGGCAGUAUCUUCUGCUUCUCCAUGACAGAGGGCUUCAGCAUGAGGGAAUACACCUACACUGGAGUCACCUCUUUCAUGAAAACUCAAAGCAAAAAUGGCAAAAGUCCUGUAAGUUCUGAAAAAGGUGCCGCAGAUCAAGGCUACUCUGUGAGGCAGUUUGGGAGAAAUGCCUAUGUGUAAUAUCUCUACAGGAAAGUUCUGUAAAAAACUGACCAAUAAGAGCGAAUGCCUAUGUUAUAGGCUGUAAAAUGGAUAUGCUUUAUGCACAACCAUAAUCACUAAGGGAAACGACCACAGAUAACACAUUGACCAUCACUAAAGCAAGUAGAUAUUAAAGUGAAAAUGUAAUUUUGUACUUUAGCUUUAGUCUUUUUAAAAGCAAAUCUACUAAGUACUAUAUAACUAUCUAACUUUUCAUACCUGUGCAUUUUUAGACGUUUACAGACAUAAAAGUGUUCGCAUAGAUUGCCAGGU